AUGGCACCCGCAGCAGCGAGCAAGAAGCCUCGAGCCAGCACCGACAAGCCGUACCGCCGAGGCGUCACGCUCGGCAAGGCGAUGAGGCGGGGCAAGCUCGACAAGGGCGGAGCAGCAGGAGGAGGACCUCAGCAGGAUGGCAAGGCCACCAGGACUAGUGCGGCUGGCGCCAAGGGCAAGGGCAAGGUCCGGGCACCCGCACCGCGCGCAGCCGACGAGCCACAGUCGGACGAGGGCGACGUCGAGCAGCUCGGCGGCGAGGAGGACGGCGAGGGCGCACGCGGUGCAGCAGGGCUCGAGGGGGACAGCGAGGACGACGAACCGGCUUCUGAGCCAUCGCAGGCCGCGACCAACAAGCGGCGCGUCCCUCGCAAGGCCGGCGGCACGGGCAAGAAGCACAAGGUGUUCGUCGAGGAGAAGAGCGACUUGCUGUCCCUUGCGGCGUCCAUCGGCGGUCAAGCCGAGGCCAAGAAGCAGGAGCGACUCGAGAAGGCCAAGAACAAGCCUGUAGCGCCGGUCAAGAAGGCCGGCAAGGAGCCGAGCGAGGCCAAGCAGAAGCAGCUUGCCGCAGCACGCGCCAUCGUCGCAGCACGCUCCAAAGCCAACAAGGAGAGCAAGAAGGCGGCGGCCGCACCCAAGCCUGCUGCGCCUGCGCCUGUCGAGGGAGGUCGCAAGAAGGUCUCGUUCGCGUAG
Rhodotorula graminis WP1 is the source of this 693-nucleotide messenger RNA. RefSeq lists its product as uncharacterized. NCBI's taxonomy places the organism in Eukaryota, Fungi, Basidiomycota, Microbotryomycetes, Sporidiobolales, Sporidiobolaceae. The record is from RefSeq and is a predicted model, not a curated record. The transcript is spliced from 4 exons. Bases 1 to 693 code for a protein of 230 amino acids.